UACUAAUUAAACUCUUCCCUUUAACAAAAAUAUUUAUUACUUUAUCACAAAAAAUAAUUAUUACUCAAAAAUCUUUAACAUUAAAACCAAAAACAAAAAAUAAAAAUAAUAAAAUAAAAUCCCAAUAAAAACAAGGAACACCGGACUCGUCAGUAAAAAAGGAUGCAGAGCUCACACACCCGCAACAAAAUAUUAUUAUUAUAUUGAAUUACAGUUAAAAAAAUAUAUAACAAUAGUAAACAAUUUAUUUUUAUAAUGGCGCUCUCAUCAUCACGAGGAUUUCUCAAUAUCCGCCAACAAGUUGACAUGGUUCAAAAAAGAUUUCGGGGUAAAAUAAAUAUAACGAAGCCAAAAAAAAUGCAUUUUACCCGAGCAAUAGUUCAUAAAUACGUAACACCAUUUUACAAGCCAACACGAGAACCAACACCAAUUUGGGAGCUCUGUGAAAAUAUAAACAAGAAAAAAAAAAUCGUCGAAGAGCCGCAUCCUUAUGAGCUUAUAAUUGCCCGCGAAUGUCUAAACUGGUUCAAUAAUUCCCGCAUGAUAGCUUUCAUGCACAAGAAUUCGAUAAAAUCUGAGGAUGAAUUUGAUUUUAACGUCGAUCUUCGUAAAUCAAACAUGUACCUCAAGAACUUCGGGUUCUCUAUUUUCAAAUUAGCAUUAAACAACACGCAGUUUGAACCCGUUUUAUCUUUGCUUCAAGCUAGUGGAAUGCUUGUAUUUUCUCCUGAGCCUAAUGUACCUGCUCUUAUUAAAAGUCUACGUAAGACUCCGCAGAUGAUUCUUAUGGCCGGUAUUCUUGAUGGUGUCUUCUUAAAUGUUAAUGACUUCGUCAAGUAUGGAAAGAUGAACAUUGAUGAUACACGUGCAUCGUUGGUUCAAACACUUCAAUUAGCUGCUGGAUCUAAUUUAUGCAGGCAAAUUAAUUAUCAUCCUUCUACUUUAGUAUCGAGAUUAGAAUCAAUCACUGAACAAAAUGACAAAUAAACUCAAGGGUUUUAAUUAUUAAUUAUUAUUAUUGGUAAUGUAAUUAUUAAUUAAAUUACAAUAAACUUGUUUAUGUAAACAAAAUUUAUAUAA
This is a messenger RNA of Microplitis mediator, 1080 nucleotides long. It is a transcript of the gene mRpL10, whose product is annotated as 39S ribosomal protein L10, mitochondrial. The record is from RefSeq and is a predicted model, not a curated record. Gene Ontology annotation, cellular component: mitochondrial large ribosomal subunit. Gene Ontology annotation, biological process: translation. Gene Ontology annotation, molecular function: structural constituent of ribosome. Bases 256 to 987 code for a protein of 243 amino acids. NCBI's taxonomy places the organism in Eukaryota, Metazoa, Arthropoda, Insecta, Hymenoptera, Braconidae. The transcript has 3 exons.